Molecule: messenger RNA, 1622 nt
Organism: Phaethon lepturus (White-tailed tropicbird)
Lineage: Eukaryota; Metazoa; Chordata; Aves; Phaethontiformes; Phaethontidae
Product: mitogen-activated protein kinase kinase kinase 5-like
Exons: 10
Biological process (GO): MAPK cascade; cellular response to stress
Molecular function (GO): MAP kinase kinase kinase activity
Source: RefSeq, a predicted model, not a curated record
AUGUGCACUGGGAACUAUAUAUUUGUUCCUUAUAUGAUAACUCCACACAACAAGGUGUACUGCUGUGACAGCAGUUUCAUGAAGGGACUAACAGAACUGAUGCAGCCCAGUUUUGAGUCGCUGCUUGGGCCUAUAUGCUUACCUCUGGUGGAUCGAUUUAUUCAGCUCUUGAAAGUGGCACAGGCUAGUUCAAGCCAGUAUUUCCGGGAAUCCAUUCUGAACGACAUCAGGAAGGCCCGUACCCUCUACACGGGCAAAGAGCUUGCAGCAGAGCUGGCAAGGAUUCGACAGCGAGUGGAUAAUGUUGAAGUCUUGUCUGCUGACAUUGUAAUAAACUUGCUGCUGUCCUACAGAGACAUCCAGGAUUACGAUUCCAUUGUGAAACUGGUGAAAACUUUAGAAAAACUGCCUACUUUUGACUUGGCUUCCCACCACCAUGUGAGGCUUCAUUAUGCGUUUGCGCUGAGCAGGCGAAAUCUGCCUGGAGACAGACAGAAAGCUCUAGAAAUUAUGAUUCCCCUGGUAGAACAGGAUGACCAAGUAGCUUCAGAUAUGUACUGCCUGGUUGGUCGAAUUUACAAGGACAUGUUUUUAGAAUCUGGGUUCAUAGAUACAGAAAGCAGGGACAAGGGGACGUUCUGGUUCAAGAAGGCGUUUGAGUCAGAGCCAACAUUACAGUCAGGAAUUAAUUAUGCAGUACUCCUCCUGGCAGCUGGACAUUGCUUUGAUACUUCUUUUGAGCUGCGGAAAGUUGGAGUAAAGAUCAGCAGCCUGCUUGGUAAAAAGGGGAGCUUGGAGAAACUGCAGAGCUAUUGGGAAGUGGGAUCUUUCUUGGGGGCCAGUAUGUUGGCUAAUGACCAUAUAAGAGUGAUCCAGGCUUCAGAAAAGCUGUUUAAGCUAAAGGCACCAGCAUGGUACCUGAAGUCUAUUGUAGAGACGAUUCUGAUAUAUCAGCAUUUUAAGAAACUGACUGCAGAACAACACACGGCCAAACAGGAACUUGUGGACUUCUGGAUGGACUUCCUUGUUGAAGCCACAAAGACAGAUGUGUCUGUAGUUCGAUUUCCAGUUUUAAUAUUGGAACCAACAAAAAUCUAUCAGCCUUCAUAUCUCUCCAUCAACAGUGAAGCCGAGGAGAAGACUGUAUCUAUCUGGCAUGUGCUGCCUGAUGACAAGAAGGGUAUCCAUGAGUGGAAUUUCAGUGCUGCUUCUAUCAGGGGAGUAAGGAUUUAUCUAUACUUUGGCAUCCUGUAACUUUCCACUCUGGUGUUUGUUUGUAGUGUGAUUGGAAAAAAAAAAAAAAAAACAAAACCAAAAACCAGAAAUCUUACAUUUCUUUAAAAUAGUCAUUAGUCUGUUCUAAUAAGAACUGUUCCAUACACACAAAGCUGUCGCUAUGUCUGCAGUAUGUGUUUGCACAGAUGGAUGAUUCUUUCUGCUUCCAAAAAGUAACUUAAAAAAACCAAACUAUUGAUAGGCAAUCGAUUCAAUCCUGUGGGCUUCAGCUUAUUUUAGGCAAAAAUUGCAAUGAUACACUUAGUUCAGUCUGGUUUGGGUUUUGGUUACAGUAUGUUUUUGUGUGCUUCUAAAAAAGGAAAAAAAACCCUAUUUAUUUAUUGUCC